GAAUAGCAUUACAGCAGGCUAUUUUUGUGUGUGUCCGGAGUCGGUUAACAUCGGUUUUGGAAUCAGUUCUAUUAUUAUUAUUAUUAUUAUUAUUAUUAUUAUUAUAUCAAUAUUAUCGCGGUCGGGACAGACAGGCGAACAGAUGUUCCAAACUGGGAAGAAACCUUUAUGCUGGGACUACAAGGGGUUAGCCCCAAUACAGCAACGUUGUGCGGAACCGUGAGCGAUAUGAAUAUCCGCCAGCAGAGCUCGGAUAAUAACUCGGUGAGCAGUAGCGAAUGGGACAUGGCAAAUGACGUUUUCGUGUCCGGCUACGACGAGAACCCGACGGGAACGGAAGCCCGCGUCGGCGGCGGCGGCGGCGGCGGGUGUGACCCGGCGGAACCGGGUUUGGACAGACACCUUCCUCUUUUACCGCAGGACGGCCUCAUGCUGGGCCUGCCUGAUGAGGAAUACUCGAGAGAGACUCCGUCGUAUCUGGACAUCGAGCGAAACUACAGCGAAAGUGACAGCAACGCGACGAGCAAGAAACGCGUGCGUUCCAACAGCUCCAGGCACAGAGGCGAAAUCGUCACGGAGCUGGGCCCGGAGGAGGUCAGGUGGUUUUACAAGGAGGACAAGCGGGCGUGGAAGCCUUUCGUCGGACACGACUCUUUAAAAAUCGAGAGCGCCUAUGCGAGGUUCGCGAAGCACAGCCCCGACGAGGUCAAACGCCCCCGUGAGCCCGUCGAGAGCCGGGGCAAAGAUGCGGCGGAGGACUGCCGACGGCCCUCCUUGUCCGAGGAGAUGAGCGACCCGGACGGCACCGGCACCGGCAUCGGCAUCGGCAUCGGCAUUAACACGGAGGCAGUGUGUGUGAGAGGGGGGCUCUAUGAAGUGGACGUCAGAGAAAAGGAAUGCUACCCAGUUUACUGGAACCAGCAAGAUCGUAUUCCUGUGAUGAGAGGCCAGUGGUUCAUUGAUGCAACCUGGCUUCCUUUGGAGGAGGAUGAGAGUGACAUGAUUGAGCAAGAGCACCUUGCCCGUUUCCGGGGUCAACAAAUGAGGGACACCUAUGAAAUGGAGGUAGUGACUACCACAGUAGACAGCAAAGAUGCUAUUCACAGUUUGAAGCUGAGCCGGAGCCAUGUUGACUGGCAGAGUGUGGAUUUGGUGUACCUGUACAGCGACGCUACCACAUCCAAGAUUGCACGAACUGUCACUCAGAAACUGGGCUUUUCUAAAGCUUCGAGCAGCGGGACACGUCUCCACCGAGGGUAUGUAGAGGAGGCAGCUCCUGAGGACACCCCACCUGAAACCACUCACAUCGUGUUUGUGGUGCAUGGCAUUGGUCAGAAGAUGGACCAGGGUCGCAUUAUUAGGAACACCAGCAUGAUGAGAGAUGCUGCCAGAAAGAUGGAGGAGAAGCACUUUCCUAAUCGCACCACAGAGCAUGUUGAGUUCCUUCCUGUUGAAUGGCGGUCGAAACUGGCUCUUGAUGGAGACACAGUGGACACCAUCACUCCGGACAAACUGAGAGGUCUCAGAGACAUGUUGAAUAGCAGCGCCAUGGACAUCAUGUACUACACUAGCCCGCUUUACAGAGACGAGAUUACCCGAGGUCUGACUCUUGAGCUGAACCGUCUUUACUCACUUUUCUGCUCGCGAAAUCCAGACUUUGAAAAAAAUGGGAAGGUCUCCAUCGUGUCACACUCCUUAGGCUGUGUCAUCACUUUUGACAUCAUGACUGGCUGGGACCCGGUGCGCUUUCAUCAUUUAGAAGUGCCUGAUCCGGAAGAAACAAAGGCCCGCUGGCCAAGUGUCGAAGAGCGCCAACUUCAGGAGCAACUCAGACUCACACGCCUCAGGUUGAGGGAUUUGGAAGAUCAGUUCCAGGGUCUGCAGACCUUGUCUUGUGUUGCAGUUCCGGCAAUGAAAUUCAAGGUGGAGAAUUUCUUCUGCAUGGGCUCCCCUCUGGCAGUAUUCUUGGCAUUACGAGGCAUCCGUCCAGGAAGCAAUGUCGUCCAGGACCAUAUCCUCCCCACCUCAAUCUGCAAACGCCUCUUCAACAUAUUCCAUCCCACUGACCCUGUGGCAUACAGAUUGGAACCUCUUAUCUUAAAGCACUACAGUAACAUUGCACCCGUUCAAAUCCACUGGUACAACACCACCAGCCCCACGCCAUAUGAUCAAAUUCGCCUCACACUGCUGAACCUUCCCAAGGAGACAACAUCUAUAUCGGACUCCGAAAGCCUUGCCAGCCCUUGUACCUCUCCGCCCCAGGCACGACGUCACUAUGGCGAGUCCAUUACCAGCCUGGGCAAGGCCAGCAUCAUGGGUGCUGCAAGUCUCGGAAAGGGAAUCGGAGGAAUCCUGUUUUCUCGCUUUUCUCGAUCCAGUUGUCAGGUGGGUGGAAUGGAGGAGGAGCCCUCAGAUUUUGAGGGUCGAACCACAGAAGCGGAAAACGCAGCGGGAGAGAAGACGGUUCUCCCCGAAAUUGAUGAGAAAGAAAAACUAGUCGAGGAGGAGCAGAGGGAAAUAGAGCAGGCAAUGUCGCAAUCCACUUCAGUAGUCAUGGACCACACCUCCUUGGAACUGGAAAGACGCAUCGACUUUGAGCUGCGAGAGGGCUUGGUCGAGAGUCGCUAUUGGUCGGCGGUGACGUCGCACACAGCCUAUUGGUGCUCUUACGAUGUGGCGCUUUUCCUCCUUACAUUCAUGUAUAGACCACAAGAGCCUCCUGAGACUGCUGAAGACAACACAGAUGCCUCAUAAAAAAAAAAUACAUGCACACCUUCAGGCAUGGCCGGUCAAUUCAUUUUCUAUUCGCAUUUGAAAAAGAAAAUGAUCGCACUCUCUUUUGCAUUUGCAGUUUUAUUACAAAAUUAUCUACCAAAAAAACAAUGGUACUGAUUCGAGAUUAAUGCUAUUUUACACAUUUUAACCUUACAAAGUCAAUCCAUAUUUGUUUUAUACGUCUUAUUUUUACAUCAUGGAUUUCAACAUAGACACGAAAAUGUCCCUUUUUUUAAUUUACAAUUUGGCGUCACAGGCGCAUGAAAUGACUGUUACCAAGUGAAUUGAAACUGAAUUGACAAACGCUCACAUAGGCACACACACACACACACACACACACACACAUCUAGCUUCGACAGAACGGACAAACUGUGCCCAAAGCCUUGUCCUCUGACCAUUUGUCCACAAAUGCCUGCUCAUGAUCUUUUGCAGCAGCAACUGCUUCCUGCACAGAACCUUUCAUAGCCCUCAUUGAACUUUUAGCGUUCUGUGUAUCAGGAGGAUAGUUUCCAUCUGUGACUGAGGUCGUGAUGAUCCCGUAAUUUAUCCUACCUGACCAUUGACCAGUACGAUGCUCAGCUUUGAUAUCAUUAUCAUUUCCCAACAUAAGGCACCAUGGUGAGACAGAUACAGUACGAGUUAUAAUACUAGGAGUAGUAAAAAUAGUUUGUCUGGUGGCGAACUUAUAGCCCAGUACAGUACCGUACAGUAGUUCCAAAAAAAAAAAAAAACUACUAAAAGCUUAAUUUUUGUCACUUUUCAGGAUUUGUAGGAAUGAA
Phycodurus eques (leafy seadragon) is the source of this 3554-nucleotide messenger RNA. RefSeq names its product DDHD domain containing 1b (gene ddhd1b). Gene Ontology annotation, molecular function: glycerophospholipase activity; metal ion binding. The transcript has 13 exons. The record is from RefSeq and is a predicted model, not a curated record. NCBI's taxonomy places the organism in Eukaryota, Metazoa, Chordata, Actinopteri, Syngnathiformes, Syngnathidae. Gene Ontology annotation, cellular component: cytoplasm. Bases 169 to 2754 code for a protein of 861 amino acids.